Messenger RNA from Coffea eugenioides, 1741 nucleotides. Its product is annotated as epsin-3-like. The record is from RefSeq and is a predicted model, not a curated record. Gene Ontology annotation, biological process: endocytosis. The coding region runs from base 405 to 1448 and encodes 347 amino acids. The transcript has 4 exons. NCBI's taxonomy places the organism in Eukaryota, Viridiplantae, Streptophyta, Magnoliopsida, Gentianales, Rubiaceae. Gene Ontology annotation, cellular component: plasma membrane; endosome; clathrin vesicle coat. Gene Ontology annotation, molecular function: phospholipid binding; clathrin binding.
GCCGAUCCGAGAUGCUGACUUCAAACUUUUUUUGAAUAUGAACAGUCUCCCACACUCUACAUUCAAGUCCAAAACCAUUAUUAUCUAUGCCUGAUGAUCCCAAGAUUAAAACUGCAUUUUCUAACUUGGAAAUUCCGACAUCUCAAGUCUUACCAAAUGUGAUUCAGACCAAACACAUCCUUCUCACCACUCUUCCUUGAAUUUGUCAACCCCUACAUACAUCCCACCUCAUAUCUGCCACCAAGUGUCCAUUUUUCUACUAUCAUAAAUUUCUUCUUGUUACAUAUGCACUCUUCACUUUAUUUGAAGAUAGAUUAGGUGUUACUUUGGGUGCGUCAUGAAUUAGUUGAACACUAUUGUUAAUCCAAUAUAUUAUCUAUCAAGAGUCUAAUCCAAGCAAGAAUAUGUCUUCCAUUCUAGGCAGCAACGGUGGGAAUAUGGGGUCACCCUUUUUUAAUGAAUUCAAGAAACAGGCGUCUUUUUUCCUCAAGGAGAAGAUCAAGACUGCCAGAUUGGCCCUGACUGAUGUUACACCGGCUCAACUAUUGGUAGAGGAAGCUACAAAUGGAAAUCCAGGAGCUCCAGACACUUGUACUCUUAAAUUGAUAUCAAGGGCUGCUUUUGAAGUAGACGAUUAUUGGAGAAUUGUGGAGAUCCUGCAUAAGAGAUUAGUGAGUUUUGAUAGAAGAAAUUGGAGGGCUUCAUACCAAGCUUUAAUUGUGCUAGAACACUUGUUAACUCAUGGGCCUGAGAGGGUAUCGGAGGAGUUUCAGAACGACAGAGAUGUUGUUGAAGAAACUGGAAGCUUUCUGUAUGUUGAUGAGAAAGGAUUCAACUGGGGCCUGAAUGUUAAAAAGAAAUCUGAGAGGAUAUUGAAGCUGCUUGAUGAUAGAUCAUUUCUGAAAGAAGAGAGAAACAAGGCUCGGACAGUAACUAAAGGAAUUGAAGGGUUUGGCAGCUUCUGCAAUAGGCGUUCUUCGGACCAAGAAGUUCCGCAGGAAUCAUCUCUGAAAUCAUUUGAGAAAUGCAAUUCUCAGUUUAAUGAACAUGGAAAUAAGGAAAAUGGCAUUUCGUUGUUUGAUGAUCAGUAUUUUACCAAUGGAAAGCUGGAAAAUUCAAAGCAGGCCAACAGCGAUAAUUCAAACUUGGCAUUGAAUACAAAACUAGAAAAUUCAACCGCCUGGAAAAAUUCUGAUAAUCAAAGGAUGCUUGAGAAGGAUAGUGCACGAACAAGUUUCAAAGAAAAUACGGCCCCAAAACAGAAAGUAUAUGCAGAGGACUUGGACGAUUGGGAUACAGCAGAAGAGUCAAAUGCUCUUUUGAGUAAUCAAGAAGCUGAUUCCAGGAUGAACAUCUCCAUGGAAGAUGAUCAUCCCUUUAACCUCAACCAGCUCCGACAUGCUGUCUCCCUGCUUCCUUCAAGAGAUCAAGUCCUGCGGGCAUUUUGAAGAUUGAAGUAAAGUUGAUGCAAGUAGCUUCUGUUAAAACCAUCCCUCGUGGUUUCUAAGGUUAUGUUUCUCUAUCAUGUAUAUUUUUAUGGAUGGGAACAAGCCAAUGCUUGUUCUUAGAGGAUCUGAUUUCUUCUUCCAGCCUGCUCUAUAGCAGUCAGUCAUUGUGAGAUUGUUUAUUAUCUAUGUUGGUCGUGCUUGGUUAGGCAGACACGAACUAUGCCACCAACUAGUUCACUUUUCUGGUGUGAAUCCCGGCACACUAAUUGCUUGUUUUGUUUAUUUGCCUCGUA